Messenger RNA from Hordeum vulgare subsp. vulgare (domesticated barley), 1110 nucleotides. RefSeq lists its product as uncharacterized. The record is from RefSeq and is a predicted model, not a curated record. The transcript is spliced from 3 exons. Bases 1 to 1110 code for a protein of 369 amino acids. Lineage: Eukaryota; Viridiplantae; Streptophyta; Magnoliopsida; Poales; Poaceae.
AUGGAAGCAAGAAACCCACCAUCGUCUCCACUGCGCGCCUCUGAUCUCCUGCGGCACCGAAGAGCCACGGAGCAGUUCCAGGACGGCCACCACGUGCGUCUGCGGAGCCGAGAGACCGGCGCGUACCUGCACGCCGACGAGGACGGGCGUCGCGUCUCCCUCCACCACCGCCGGGCGUCGAUGAACGCGGCCUGGGCGGUGCACAUCUACCAGGGAUAUGGAGAUUCCCAGUACGUUCUCCUCCACAGCGCCGCCUACGGCCGCUACCUCGCCGCCACGAACGCGCCGGCGCCGCGAGGCCACAGCGGACGCCGCGUCGAGCAGUGCGACUACGAGCCGUGGGAGGAGGAGUACAUCAGGUGGCAGGCCGUCAGGGUCGGCUCAGGGGACGACGUCCUGCUCCGCAACGUCGCCGGCCGCCUCCGCGCCAACGGGAGGUACCUCAGCGUCGACGACUUCAACAGCAUCGGCACGAUGAUGCACUGGGUCGUGGAGCACAUCCCCGCCAGGAACGACGCGCCUCGCCUUGCAGCUCCGACUGGGCAAUUCUUGCCAAAUUUGCGCCAUGCCCGCUUCUUGAUUCUUCCCGAAUUGGGUUCUUGGGGAUUCAAUUGGGGAUUUGUGUUUCCGGUCAAAGAAUUCAGAGCAGUACCCUGCUUCGUAUUUGAUGGUUCUUUGGAACUGCAGCUCCGCCUUCCCAGAAGCCUCGCCUUCGUGUUGCCGUGGCGGGUGAUACAGUACGAGCAGGAGGGCGCCGAGGAGUCCAACGCCAGCUUCGCCUGGGAAUCACUCGUAUUCAGGGGCAGGUCCGCAUACCACUUGAGGAAGGAGCUGGCCAGCCGGCUGGGUGUCGCCAUGGACGUCUCCAACCUCGUCAUGUGCGUCCGAGCAGGUAUGCACGGGCGGCUUACCCCACUGGUCGUCGACUUGCCCCACAGCCGCGAGACCCUCGACAUCAUCGUCGUCAUGCCCGGGACGCCAGAUGUCAACUUGAGAACCUCUGUGAACAGUUAUGCAAUUGCAUUGGUUUGUAAUGGUUGUGUUCUUAUUCUUGCUGCUACUUUGGCGCUGCCGGGUGCAUUUCUCUUAGAUGUCACCGCUGUCGUUUGA